Messenger RNA from Rhinichthys klamathensis goyatoka, 1183 nucleotides. Its product is annotated as gastrula zinc finger protein XlCGF8.2DB-like. Gene Ontology annotation, molecular function: DNA-binding transcription factor activity, RNA polymerase II-specific; RNA polymerase II transcription regulatory region sequence-specific DNA binding. The coding region runs from base 2 to 961 and encodes 319 amino acids. Gene Ontology annotation, biological process: regulation of transcription by RNA polymerase II. The record is from RefSeq and is a predicted model, not a curated record. Gene Ontology annotation, cellular component: nucleus. Lineage: Eukaryota; Metazoa; Chordata; Actinopteri; Cypriniformes; Leuciscidae. The transcript has a single exon.
CAUGCCGCUGAAAGAGGAGAGUCAAGAACUCAAUGAAGUAGAAAAGAAAAAGAAAUAUGAGAAACAUCAUGAUUUCAUGACUGGAGAAAAAUCCACACUGGCUGAAAAGAUGGCCUCACGAAAAAGAGCUCAGAAGAUUAAAUCUAAUCCAAAACAAAAACAAAACCUUGAAGUCCUCAAGAGAGAACACACCGGAGAAAAGCCUUUCAUGUGCCACCAGUGUGGAAACCGUUUUAGAUUCAGUAAAAACCUUAAGACUCACAUGAGAAUUCACACUGGAGAGAGGCCUUUCACAUGCCAUCACUGCGGAAAGAGUUUCUGUCAUAAAGUUAGCCUCAAAAAUCACAUGAACAUUCACACUGGAGAGAAGCCGUUCACAUGUGACCAGUGUGGAAAAUGUUUCGCGUACAGAGCAACCCUUAAUGUCCACUUGAGAGGUCACACUGGAGAGAAUCCUUUCACCUGCAAACUGUGUGGGAAGAGCUUCUCAAGAAGAGGAAAUCUGAAGACUCACAUGAGAAGUCACACUGGAGAAAAGCCGUUCAAAUGCGAUCAGUGUGGAAAGAGUUUUGGACGUAAAGAAACAGUUAAUUCCCACAUGAAGAUACACUCAAAAGAGAACAGAUUUAUAUGUCAUCAGUGUGGAAGGAGUUUCACAGACAGCAAUCACCUUAAGAGACAUGUAAUAACUCACACUGGUGAAAAGCCUUUCAUGUGCCACCACUGUGGAAAGACUUGCAUAAACAAAUCAAACCUUGAUGUUCACAUAAGAAUUCACUCUGGAGAGAAGCCUUUCACCUGCUCUCUCUGUGGAAAGAGUUUCACACUGAAAGGAAACCUUCAGACUCACAUGAGAGUUCACUCUGGAGAGAAGCCUUACAAGUGUCUUCAGUGUGAAAAGAGUUUCAGAUUUAAAGGAAACCUUAACAAUCACAUGAGGCUCCACAUGUCUUCAGUGUGAGAAUAGUUCCACAUAUUCACAGAGACCUGAAACGUAAUUUACAAAGUCAUCACGGAAAGAAACUGCAGAGUUCAGUGCGUGGCAAAAGGUUUAAGAAAUAAAGCAAUUAAAAAAAAUCACCUGCACCUUCAAUCUGGGAAAAAAAUAUAUUAUUAUAUUGUCUUCACAUAGAGAUGAAGUCACGCAGAUUUUAAGAGAGACACUAUUUGUGUUCUGAAAAGU